AGAUCUCGAUCUAAAAUCUAAACAGAGAGAGAGAGAGAGAGAGAGAGAAAGAGAGUUGUAGCAAGAUCUCUGAACUACUGCAAUGGGGGUGGAUCUGAGACAAGUGUUGGCCGGCAUACUCACUCUCACUAUGUUUCUGAUGCUUGGUCAUAUGAUCAAGCGAGACCACUUUGAUUCCGUCCAAGAAAAAUUUCCAGGGCCAACGAAGGAGGUUACCAAAGUAACAACAAUCCGCAGCCUUCAUAAAAAAGGUGACGCUGCGUCGAAAAAUGAUGUUCAAGAGCUAAAACAAUGUUGGAGUAAACCCGAAUUGGAUGAGGGACAGCAAUCAAAGGGCUAUGUCACUUUUUCAUUAACCGAAGGUCCUGAAUACCAUGUCUCCCAGAUUGCGGAUGCUGUAGUUGUGGCUAGAUAUCUUGGUGCGACUCUUGUUGUCCCAGAUAUCAGAGGGAAAAAACUAGGGGAUAAGUGGAACUUUGGGGAUAUUUAUGAUGUUGAGAAGUUCAUUGGAAGCCUGGAUGGAGUUGUCAAGGUAGUAAAAGAGCUGCCAUCUGAAAUAUCUCCAAGAAAGAUCUCGGCUGUCAAAGUGCCGAAUCGAGUUUCAGAAAACUACAUUUCGGAACAUGUUGAGAAGAUUUAUAAGAAAAGUGGCAGCAUAAGACUCGCAACUUUCUUCCCUUCAGUCAAUAUGAAAAAGUCGACCACAUCAAGUAAUGGUGAUUCAGUUCCAUGUUUGGCAAUGUUUGGAACAUUGAAGUUGCAGCCAGAAAUAAGUGAGGUGAUUGAAUCCAUGAUUGAGAGGCUAAAAACUCUGAGUCGGAAGUCCAAUGGUCAGUUCAUAGCGGUGGACUUGAGGAUUGAAAUGUUGGGGGAAAAUGGUUGUCAAGAGGCAUCUGGAAGCAAAGGCUGCUAUACUGCACAAGAUAUAGCUUUGUUUUUGAGGAAAAUUGGUUUCGAUAAGGAUGCUACCAUAUACUUAACUCAACCGAGAUGGGAUAACAGUCUUGAAGAUCUCAAGGAUUUAUUCCCAAAAACUUACACAAAGGAAAGCAUAAUGCCUGCAGAUAAGAAGGCCAAGUUCUUGAACGCAGAGAGUUCCGAAUACGAGAAAGUGAUCGACUUCUACGUAUGUAGUCAAAGCGACAUAUUCGUUCCAGCGAUCUCUGGCCUCUUCUAUUCGAAUGUUGCAGGCAAGAGGAUUGCUUUGGGGAAGAAUCAAAUACUUGUUCCAGCCACCAUUCGAGAAUCUACUGCUCCUGCUACCAAAUUCAUUUCCUCUUACAUCAAAAAGAAGAACCACUUAGCUUAUUCAUGCUUUUGCUAAGGCUCUUCACAAAGGUAAAUAAAGAUACAAUCUCUCACUUGCGUGCACGUCCAGCUUCGUGGCUGCCUAAUUGUAUUGCAUAUGUUUUCACUUUGCUUUUAAUGCCUCCUACUAAACAGAAGAUAUUUGUUAGAAGUAUUUUUGAACGAUUUAGAUGUCAAUUAUUGUUUGAUAAAGGCUUCUAUUUAAAGUAAUGAGAUUGAGAAACUUAUGCAUUUC
This is a messenger RNA of Cucurbita maxima (winter squash), 1543 nucleotides long. Its product is annotated as protein MANNAN SYNTHESIS-RELATED 2-like. NCBI's taxonomy places the organism in Eukaryota, Viridiplantae, Streptophyta, Magnoliopsida, Cucurbitales, Cucurbitaceae. The transcript is spliced from 7 exons. Bases 83 to 1324 code for a protein of 413 amino acids. The record is from RefSeq and is a predicted model, not a curated record.